Rhinocladiella mackenziei CBS 650.93 is the source of this 1593-nucleotide messenger RNA. RefSeq lists its product as uncharacterized. Gene Ontology annotation, cellular component: membrane. The record is from RefSeq and is a predicted model, not a curated record. Gene Ontology annotation, molecular function: transmembrane transporter activity. Gene Ontology annotation, biological process: transmembrane transport. Bases 1 to 1593 code for a protein of 530 amino acids. The transcript has 8 exons. Lineage: Eukaryota; Fungi; Ascomycota; Eurotiomycetes; Chaetothyriales; Herpotrichiellaceae.
AUGGAUGAGACAGCUGCGAAAGCCCCUAUCAACCACAUCGAGUCCAAGGCUGAAUAUGUUGAGGCGAAUCUGCGGAAUGACAAAGCCAAUAAGAUCUUGAUUGAAUCGGGACAACGUGCCGUCCUUACACCAGAAAACAACAAAAUGGUCUUAAGGAAGAUUGAUCUUUUUGUCCUGCCAGUCGUGCUUGGGACAUAUUUCCUGCAGGCUUUGGAUAAAGCGACCCUCGCAUACGCCUCCGUGUUCGGCUUGGUGGAAGAAACCAACCUCGUGGGCCACCAAUACUCUUGGUUGGGCGCUGUUGUGUAUCUGGCACAGCUCGUGGCGCAGCCACUGAUUGCAUACCUCCUGGUAAAGUUACCACUCGGAAAGUUCCUGGCAGCGAUUGUUCUGCUCUGGGGCAUUUCGCUGUCCGUUAUGCCGGCGGCCCACGAUUUCGGCGGCUUGCUCGCCUGCCGUUUAUUCCUGGGGUUGUUCGAAGCAGGAGUCGCUCCUGCAUUCAUUGCUCUCACUCAGAUGUGGUGGCGCCGACGUGAACAACCAGUGAGGCUUGGUGCCUGGUAUGCUAUGAACGGUAUUACGAACAUCUUUGGCUCCUUAUUGACCUGGGGAAUUGGCCAUAUCCACUCCGACAGUCUCUCAUCGUAUCAGAUCAUAUUCCUCUUUUUCGGCUUGAUAACAGUGGUCUACUCUGCCCUGGUCUGGUGGUUUCUCCCCGAUUCUCCCGUGACGGCGCGAUUUUUCAAGGGAGACGAAAAAUUGGUGGCAAUCGAAAGAAUGCGAGCCAAUAACCAAGGUAUUGAAAGCAACGAAUGGAAAUGGGCUCAUGUCAAGGAAGCCGCCUUGGACGUCAAGACUUGGUUAUGGGCUGCAAUGAUGUUCUCCAUCUCAGUCCCGUCAGGCGGUAUUAGCACAUUCGGACCGCUCAUUGUCAAAAACUUUGGUUUUGAUCAGUUCGAGACCAUUCUGCUCAACAUGCCGUUCGGAGCUGUACAGCUGAUCGCAACGAUGGGAGGAGCGUGGCUCGCAACCGUGCUAAAAAUGAAAUCACCUGUAUUGGCUUUUCUCAGCCUUCCACCCAUUGCCGGGUGUGUCAUGUUGCUAUACCUGCCACGAGAUGCAUCGGCCAAAGCGCCCUUAUUGGUCGCAUACUAUAUGAUCUCUGUUUACCCUGGAAUCACGCCAUUAAUCUACUCCUGGAGUGCCGGAAACACCGCUGGGGAGACCAAGAAAAAGGUCACAACCGGUGUGCUCUUUGUUUUCCAGUGUGCUGGGAACGUGCUUGGUCCAAAUCUCUACACGACUGGAGAAGCUCCUCUCUACCAUAGAGGAUUGUUGUCCAACCUCGCUCUUUUCGUCGUGCUCAUUGCCCUCUACGCGGCACAAGUCUUCUACUUGAUGAUCCUCAACAAGAAGCAUGGAAAGAGAAGAGAAAGUAUGGGAAAACGAGCCGUCCCGGUUGACAAGUCAAUGAAGAGAGUCAAAGCGGAGACAGGCCCACAUGAUGGUGAGCAGAACGAUGAUGAUUUGGGGCAACAUGCCUUUGAGGAUAAGACAGACUGGGAAAACGAAGAUUUCAUCUUCGUGUAUUAG